Molecule: messenger RNA, 1088 nt
Organism: Belonocnema kinseyi
Lineage: Eukaryota; Metazoa; Arthropoda; Insecta; Hymenoptera; Cynipidae
Exons: 3
Coding region: 103-807 (234 amino acids)
Source: RefSeq, a predicted model, not a curated record
GUUUGGGUUUGUAUGUAAGCCUUGUAAACAAUUGUUGCAUGUACUCCAUUUACUGAUUUUGAUUGAAUUACUGUGGACCAGUGAAUAACUAGAAUUCAUGAAAUGAAUUAUUUCGACAAACUAAGAUUAGAGGGAAAGAAAUUGGACGAAGGAAUCCAUAAAAUGACAGAAAUAUGGAACGCACCUCAUAUUCACAUUGGCAGGUCCUACACCAGGUAUACAGAAAAUACAGAAGACUUACAAGAAGCAGCAAAAGCAAAUGUAGCAGCUGAAGCUUUAUCAAAAUCUGUGGCUGAAUUAAAGGAAAGUUUGAUUGUAGAUCUCGAAAAGAGUGAACAAAACUUAUCAGAAAUGCGAAAAUUUAUGGAAGAAUCCUGGAGUAUAUUUGAAGAUAUAGAGCAACAAAGUAGCGAUAUAGAAGUACUCUUCACAGAAAAUGGAUACGUGCCAGGAUGCGAUGGGAAUGAGAUCGUAAAUAAGAGGGAAGAAAAAGAAGAUUUGACAACGAAUUCGACGAAUUCGGAUCACCCGGAAGUGGAAUGCACGCCCUACUUGUCCUGGAAAUCAAGAAUGAAGACAUUUGAUGCAUCAACGCCAACAGUAAACGGAUUUUCGAUUAAAAAAGAAAUUAAAGAAGAACCGACAAUAAAAUCUAUGAAGGAAGUAGAAAUUUCCAUAGCUCAAAAACUACGGAUGAGCAAUAAUAUAAUUCAAACGCCUCAUCGAAAUAGCCCACGAGAACCUAUUUUAUCUCGACAUUACUAUGAACUAGUACAGAAAAAGGAAUUUAGGGAUGAAAAAUUAUAAUUGCCAAUCAGGUCUAGUAGAUCAAUCAACUUUCCAUGAGAAUUCCAUAUUGAAAUUCAUGGAAUCAGAUUGGCAAAUCAGAGUUUAGAUUUAUACAUUUACAAAUAUCUAAUGCAAUAUUUUCCUCUGAUUCUCAUGUAAAAUUGUAAUUAUUAUAAGGAUACUUAUUUUAUUUAUCUUAGUUAUAUUGUACAUGCGCUGUAAUAGAGGGUGUAAUUAUUUUUAAUACUAAUGACAUGUUAAUACUUCUCAGUUUUAAAAUAAAUAUUUUUAAAUAAAAA